CCAGCGCCUCGGAACGUGAAAGAAGUUUCUCUGUCUCAAGUGCGGCAUCCCAGCCAUCGCAUGCGCUCCCGCCUCCAUAUAUGCAGCAGUCGCCGCCCACAUCGCGCUCUGUAGCAUACGUCGUGAGCGAGGGCGCGCAGUUGCAUUUGCACGUGCUUAUUACAUCACCGGAGCCCUGCCGCUGAGCUCGGUUAGUUGGACAUAAUCCUGGCACCCGUCGAAGACCGUCAUCUCGCAGCAGCUCGCCCGCAGCUCCUUUAACACACGACGGCCGCUUUCUCCACCGAGCCCGUCACCGCACCGUCACCGCCAGAGUGAGGCCAUCAACACGCGAGAGCUCCGUCGCCCAGCACGACAAAUAAAGCCUGCACGCUGGGUUCCGGUAACGCAGCAAUGGCUGCCCAGGGCAAUGGGCGGGCGAAGAAGCCCAAGAAGGCCACAUCAAACGGCGGCCUCAACGGCCACGCAGACAAGUCCGCCAUAACAGCUCCCGUGGUGCGCUCACCCACUCGGGGGAGGCCGAAGAAGACGAUGGCGGGCAGCUUGACGAGCGUCUUUGGAAGAUUGAUAUCGUGGUAUAUCAUCAUCACCGUUCUCUUCAGGUGUCCGUCGUCCCUUACGCAUAUAUCCGAGACGUCUCCGCAGAUUUGCAAACCUUAUCUCCAUGCACGCUCCUACGCCGCUCCGUACCUGGAUCCAUACUACGAGACAUACGUUGUCCCACAGGUGGACAAGGUCAAGCCAUAUGUGGACCGUUUCGAUAAGCAGGUGUACUCCCCCGUCGCCACCUUCACCAAGGACAAGUACGCCGCGUACGGCGCCCACCGCGUAGAGCAAGCGCAGAAGUAUGCCGAGGCGGAGUGGGCGCGGACUGUGCGUCCGCAGCUACAGAUCGCCCAGGGCAAGGCAAAGGACCACUAUGGACAAUACCUAGCGCCACAUAUCAAGAAAGCAUCUGACGCCAUGGCCCCGUUCUACGAGCAAAUGAAGGACAGCUUGAUCGAAAUCUACCAUCUCAGCAUCCUCCCAGCUUAUCAAGCAGUCUUGCCGUACGCGCACCAGGGCUAUGAACAUGGCCACCACGUCGUUGCGCACAUUAUCUUCCCAAACGUGCGUUCCGCCAAAGACGCCACUUGGAAAUUCCUAUCUCGAACUGUAUGGCCUCAGCUGCGAGUCUUGUAUGGCGACAAUGUGGAGCCGCAGCUGGUUCGCAUUCGAGAACGCCUCGGCCGAUACAAGGAUCAACAAAAAAUUGAAUCCGUAAUUGAGGCUGUCGAAUCCGAACAGUCUGCGAUGCCUGAGACAACCGAAAUCACUCCUACCGUCGCCAGCUCCUCUACUGCCAGCUCAUCUACUGCUAGCUCAAAGGCUGGCUGGGGCGUGCUGGACGAUUUCUUCCGAGGCGACUCUUCCAGCACGACAGCGACCGAAGUCGAAACCAAGACACCAACGCAGCCGAGACCGCCCCAGCUCACUGGUGCCGAACUCAGAGAGAAACUCAAUGAAGACCUUCGCAACUGGCAGUCCAAGUUUGCCGUAGCCGCAGACAAAGGCGCGGAAGAUCUGGAGGUGCGGGUCGCCGAAAUCACCAAACGCCAGAUUGAAAAUGGCGUCAAUGGACAUGGUGCCGCCUUGCUCGUCCAGCUUGAAGAGACCGCUGAGUCCACCAUUUCCACUUUCAAGAACUUCAUUAAGCAGACUGUGAAAUCGAUUCCCGAAGACCCCACAGAGGAGGACCUUGAGGCAGCAUACGAAAAAUGUGUUGCGAAGACGCGGGAACUGGGACUUGUUGUCAAGGACAAAACACAGGCCGUCAGAAGCUGGAAAGCCACAUACGACCAAGAGCUUGAUUCCCUAGUCCGAUCCGCGGUCGCAAGUACAGUCGAAGUUCUUGAAAAGAUUUAUGGCUUGGGUCUUCAGGAAGUGGGAAUGCGCUGGGCAUGGACUGACGGUGUGACCUAUAACGAUUGGAAGAAUUACCACAAGCUAAGACAUACUCUCACAGAGUGGCAGGAAGAAGUCGAAGCUGUCGGGUCAAGGCACGAAGGCCUGAAAGAGGCGCACGAAGAAGCGAAUAAGCUCGAAGACAAAGCCAUGUCGAUCGCGUCGGCAAUGGUCAGCGAGCUUGUUCGACUCAAGGACGUAUCCAAGUGGAAAAUCUGGGCGGAGGAUGCUUCCGACGACUUUACCGAUAAGAAAGUUCCGGCGAGGGCCUUCAAGGUAGCGCAGCACGUGAUGGAGAACGCGCAGGAGGUCUCUUCAAAGGCUUCUGAAGCCAUUCUGGGUUCCGAAACUCCGGCCACUGAGAGCAUCGCUUCCGAUGUUAAGAGUUCUGUGUCCGACGCGUCGUCCAAAAUAUCUGAGUCCGUAAUCGGUACCAAGACCUCCGCGGCCCAGAGCGUGGCGUCUGAGGUCAAAUCGCAGGCCUCGCAAGCCUCUUCAAAAGCCUCCGAAGUUGUGGAAGCGGGGGAGUCUAAUGUCAGCAGCACCGCAUCCGACCCGGUGGAAGAUAUUGGAUCGGCAGCCGAUGCCGCCAAAGGGACUAUCAAGGACUCAGUUUCUGCAGCCUCUCAGGCACCAAAGAAGGUCAUGGGUGGAGCAAUGGCCCAGGUCAUCGCCGAAGCCAAGCAGAUCAUCUUCGACGAAGCCAUCGACGAUGACGAUGAGGAGACGUAUUCUGAGAAAGUCCAAAGCAUGAUCGCUGAAGCCGGAGACCGGGCCGCCGAGCUGAGCAAGGCCGUCAGCGAAGCGCUCCUGGGACCGACCAAGUCACAAGGAACAGUGGAGUCUGCGACCUCGUUAGCAAACGAACAGUACGCGAAGGCCAUGGCUGCGGCUUCCAGCGUUCUAUAUGGUACUGAUCAACCAGUUGUGGAGAGCGCGACGAGCGUCGCGUCUGAAAAGUUUGCUCAGGCUGUCACAGCGGCAUCGUAUGCUAUCUCCGGAACUCCCACCUCUACUGCCAUUAUCAAGACUGUCCAGGUAGGGGCCAGCUCCCGCUACAACGAGGCUGUCAGUCUUGCAAACGAGCAGUACGAGAAUGCGAAAUCCCAGCUCUCCGCCUUGGUGUCUGGAACGCCGAAGCCUGCCCACGAGACAAUGCUUUCAAUGAUCGAGAAAGCCUAUUCUGAUUCGCUAGCAGCGGCAAGCGACAAGCUGCAAGCUGCUCUGCAAUAUACCGAAUCGGUCAAGAGCUAUGCAGCAGGACCAACACAAGGCUAUUUUGAAUCUGUUUCCUCCAUCGCAUCAUCUAGGCUGUCAGAGGGCCUCAGUCACGCUUCCGCGCAAUUCACUUCGCAGCCUACUCCUGCUCUUGAAGGGGCACGUCGGCAGUACUAUGAGGCGAUUGGUCUUGCUCAUGCACGCUAUUCAGAAUUCAUCGACGCGGCUUCCAGUGCUGUUUACGGUCCAGAGCAGGGUACCUUCGAAUCGUUAUCUUCAGUGGCCGCUGAAUCCGCUGCGUACGCCGCGUCGCAAGUCAGCUCUGGCAUCAUCGGGACCGAGACACCUUGGGCCGAGUCUGUUGCGUCGGACAUUGCUGGAUCGGCGAAAUCAAUGGCAUCUGGUGUCUCGGAUUCAGGGGAGUCUGCUGCGUCGAAGGUUCAAGAAGCGGCACAAUCUCUGGCUUCCGAGGUUAGCUCUGCCGUCAUUGGCUCAGAAACACCCUGGACCGAGUCUGUUGCCUCUCAGGCUAGUCAAAACUGGGAGGCACUGAUCGCAAAGGCCAGCAGUCAAGUCUACGGAACGCCUGCACCCUGGACUGAGUCCGUGUACUCACAGGCGGGCGGAUAUGCUGCCCAGGCUACCACGCAAGCUGCGGAGCAGUACGCUGCUGUUCAGGCCCUCAUUUCUGAGCUGGUGGUCGGAAAAGAGCCGGAUUUCACGGAGAGCGUUAUGUCUCGAUUCUCUUCGGCUUACUACACCGGCGUAGCAGACGCGGUAUCCUCAGUUAACUCCUACGCCAGCGAACACUACGCCACCGCAAGUUCAUAUGCCGGCGAAAGCUACGAAGCUGCAUCGGAAUACGCAGCAGACGCAUAUGCCUCUGCUUCAUCGGUCCUCGGUUCCAUUUUCACCCCUCCGCCUGCCAUUGAGACAAUUCUCAGCCAGGCCAGCGACCAAAUCAACGCCGCCGUGGAAAGUGCCUCCAUCGCCGCUUACGGAACUCCACAGGGCACCGUCGAGCAAGCGAGCGAAUCCAUCGCCAGCGCAUACUCGUCGGUCCAAUCCAAGGCCAGUGAAGCCAUUUACGGCACGCGAGAAGCGCAAGAUAGCUUUGCAUCCAUCGCUUACAGCGCCCACGACGCUAUCAAUCAGGCCAUCUUUGGCACGCCCACCACGACCGGCUACGUUGGCUCGGUAACGAGCGGCGCCGAAAGCGUCUAUAGCUCCAUUUCCUCUGCCGCUGGCGAGAAGGCAGCAGAUGCGGCGAGUGCUUUGAGCUCGGCCGUCUAUGGACCGGAGCAGGGUGCUGUGGAGAGCGCGAGCAGUAGGCUGGCUGCUGCGGUUGAGGCGGCCAACUCGAGGAUUAGCGAGAUAUAUGCCGCUGCGUCGCGGGGCGUAGAAGACACGGCAAGUAAGGCGAGCAGCGUUGCGACGGAGGCAACACAGCGCGUCAAGGACGAGUUGUAAACCAACUUUCGGUGGCAGGAGCUGCGAGAGUUGUGACUCUCAAACUAAGACCCUACCGUUUCCUAUCCUGGAUACCGAACCUCCUUCUCCCCAUACCCUACCCUCCCCAGGAUGUCCUCUCAAAAACCCCGCCCAAAUUGGCAUGAACCCCGCUCUGGUUUCACCAGUCGAAAUACCCUCUUUUACAAUGUACAAGUACACAUAGCUCCGAAGGCUCUCCUUUUCGUUUCCUUUCCUUGACCGAUUACUCUCGCGCUCAAGUGUCCUUCCUGGCGGUCCUUUGUGCUCUAUUUCCCACAUGGCCUAAUCAGCUGCGCUGAGGAACGAAUCGAAACGAGAUG
Trematosphaeria pertusa is the source of this 4973-nucleotide messenger RNA. RefSeq lists its product as uncharacterized. The transcript is spliced from 5 exons. NCBI's taxonomy places the organism in Eukaryota, Fungi, Ascomycota, Dothideomycetes, Pleosporales, Trematosphaeriaceae. The record is from RefSeq and is a predicted model, not a curated record. The coding region runs from base 394 to 4632 and encodes 1412 amino acids. Gene Ontology annotation, biological process: protein transport.